ACUGAUGAAAUUGAAGCCCUUUCGUCCAUCUAUGGGGAAGAUUGGUGUGUUGUCGAUGAAGAUGAAAAAAUCUAUUGCAUUAAGAUUAGUGAUUGUCUAGAUCGGCCGAAAUGGACCCUCUGCCUGCAGGUGAUUUUGCCACCAGGUUAUCCAACUGCAGAGCCACCUAUUUAUCAACUAAAUGCCCCUUGGCUUCGAGGACAAGAUUAUAUGGAACUAGCAAACAGCUUGGAAGAAAUAUAUGUACAGAACCUUGGUGAAAGUAUUCUUUAUUUAUGGGUGGAGAAGAUCCGAGAGGUUCUGAUAGAAAAGGCACAGUCAUCAGAUCCAGAACCAGAUAUGAAGAAAAAAAGUGAAGAAGUGGAUGAAGAUGAUGGAGAUGAUUUUCUCCCAGAGUAUCAGCCCAUUCAGGAAGAUCCAAAGAAAAUGUUAAAUUGCAUAACAUCUGAAAGUCAAGAAGCAGAUGAAGAGCUGCCACCCAUACACCAUGGAAACCCCAUCACAGACAGGAGGAGUACUUUCCAGGCCCAUCUGGCUCCUGUGGUGACACCCCAACAAGUAAAGAGAGUUCUUGAAAAGUUGUAUGAGAAUAAGAAAAUUGCAACUGCUACCCACAACAUCUAUGCAUACAGAAUAUACUGUGAAGAUAAGCAGACAUUCUUACAGGAUUGUGAGGAUGAUGGUGAGACAGCAGCAGGGGGACGUCUUCUUCAUCUCAUGCAGAUUUUGAACGUUCACAACGUGUUGGUUGUGGUUUCUCGUUGGUAUGGAGGGAUUCUCUUAGGACCAGAUCGUUUUAAACACAUCAACAACUGUGCAAGAAAUAUACUGGUGGAAUACAACUAUGUACCUUCAGUGGAAGAAUCAUCUAAACAAGCAGGAAAGAGCAAAAAGAUAAGGAAGGACAACAAGAAGAGGACAGAACACUAAUUUAUUUUUUAAAAAUAUUAUUUUGCACGUAUUUAUACAAAGAAAACAUGGAGAUUAUUGUUUUAUCCAACACAACAGACAUUUUGUAUUCAAAAAAUAUUUCAGUAAAGCUAUAGAUAUAUUUUU
Messenger RNA from Merops nubicus (carmine bee-eater), 1056 nucleotides. RefSeq names its product impact RWD domain protein (gene IMPACT). Gene Ontology annotation, molecular function: protein binding. Gene Ontology annotation, biological process: regulation of translational initiation. Gene Ontology annotation, cellular component: cytoplasm. The record is from RefSeq and is a predicted model, not a curated record. The annotation marks the transcript as partial. Lineage: Eukaryota; Metazoa; Chordata; Aves; Coraciiformes; Meropidae. The transcript has 10 exons.